Molecule: messenger RNA, 1257 nt
Organism: Falco peregrinus (peregrine falcon)
Lineage: Eukaryota; Metazoa; Chordata; Aves; Falconiformes; Falconidae
Product: cytosol aminopeptidase-like
Exons: 7
Coding region: 1-1110 (369 amino acids)
Biological process (GO): proteolysis
Cellular component (GO): cytoplasm
Molecular function (GO): manganese ion binding; metalloaminopeptidase activity
Source: RefSeq, a predicted model, not a curated record
AUGAUAUAUGAUGACCUUAAUCGAUAUCGGUGGUCCAUUGACACUUCUAUAACAGGUGGUAGCAAUAAAACCUGGGCCAAGAGAAGUGGACCCCUCAACGUAUCCCAAAACAUUAUGGACCUGCCACCUGGAACCCCAGAUAAGUUUGAGAACUUCUAUGUCACUUCUACGCUUCAGCCAGUAGAGGGCAGCAAAGCACACCGCCGCACCACAGCUUACCUUAAAAGUAGAGGAUGGGAAGGGCAGAACCUGAGGAGCAAGUCUGUGUGCGUAAUUCCACUGAAAAAACGUUGUCCACAAUUCAUUUAUUCCUUGUGCCAGGAGCAGGCUUUUCCUAGGAAUGGUUUGGCAUCCCUCUGUGAAAAUAUGCCCAGCAGCAAGGCAAACGAGCCUGGGGAUGUAGUUAGAGCCAAGAAUGGAAAACCAAUACAGGUAGAUAACACAGAUGCAGAAAGAAGACUGCUGUUAGCUGAUGCUCUCUGUUAUGCCCACAAUUUUAAUGCAAGGGCUACUGUGAAUGCUGCAACGUUAACAGGUGUCAUGGCUGUUGCAUUGGGGUCUGCUGUGACUGGAGUGUUCACAAACUCACCUUGGCUUUGGACUCACCUUUAUGAGGUCAGCAUUUUGACAGGAGACAGAGUUUGGAGAAUGCCUCUCUUUGAACAUUACGCAAAACAAGUAACAGACUGUCCUCUUGCAGAUCUGAGUAACAUUGGAAAGUAUAGCAGAGCUGGAGGAGCAUGCACAGCUGCUGCAUUCCUGAAGGAAUUUGUGAAUGCCUCUCACUGGGCUCAUUUAGAUAUAGCUGGUGUGAUGUCGAAUAAAGAUGAGGUGCCCUAUCUUCGAAAAGGCAUGGCAGGGCAGCCUACAAGAACACUAGUAGAGUUUGCAGCUCGAUUAAGUCAAGAAAGUCACAAUACCAAAUUAAACACUUACUCUAAAAUCACCCACUCUGCCUUAAGAAAAAAAAAUCUUAAAGUACUAUCUGUAAAUGAAUGCCCCAAGCAUAUUUUCACUAUGGCAAUGAACUACCAAAUGCAUUUUAUAAGUCAUUACUUGGGUAAGAAUAUUUCACCUUUGAGGUUUGUCACCUCAUAUUAUGCAAUUUAAAAUAAAAAAUAUUCUGUUUCAACUAUUAAGAUACUUAGUACCAAAACAUGAUGAUGGAAAACAUCUGAGCUUCUAUUUUAUAUGUAAAGUAAGUAUAAUUAUUGCAGACAAUAAAUCUUACUUGGGUGUGUGUGUUGAUUGACAGAG